UGCAUUGUCGCGAGGGGAAUGUAGCUAGUAUGUAAUUUUAACCAGCCAGCCCUAUGGCUAGCUAAAUGGUAAAAAAAAAAAAAAAACCUAUGUCCAGAAGGAAUGACCAUUUAUGCUAGUCCAUCAAAUUAAAUUGUUUGUUUUACUUUUGUUGAAUAGGGCAAAUAAAUAGCGUCUAAAUAUCAGUUUUUUCCACAAUGAAGCGCGUUUCUGCUAAUGUUCUUGGUAGAACUUAUUAUCCACAUAUUCAAAAUGGAGUCGACAACGUAUUUUUUUACUGCCUCAAUUCAGCAACUGGGGCCGGCGAUACCUACGCCAACGAAAAUACUAAGCUAAAUUCUGAGGAUGAGAUAGAUAUGGACGAAGAUGACGGUUGCUCUCGUAGCUCCGCGGAUCCAGGGAAAAAUGCUGUGAAACCAUUUGUAUUUGAUACCCGGUUCUCGUCGAGCACAAACGCGGACGGUUCUUUACCUUCUUCCCCCGAUACACCGUCGGCCUGUGGGAAAAUGCCUGAAUUCCCCGCCAGUCCCAACGGAAAAUUUGAAAAGGAAACGCUGGAAAUCAUCGAAAUGUUUUAUCGGACGCACACAGGAGACUCCCGGUCAGCUAAAACCAACACCAAGGUUUUGUCAACAAUGAAACGAGUAGUGGAUCAUUUAAUCGAAAAACACCAGUUCGCCUACAACGGUAUGAUCCUCAAGCUGAGUUUGGAUCAGCAGGAGGACAGCAUGAAAUUCAUCUCAUGUAUUGCUAAGAACAUCUUCUCUGAUGGGACCACCAACUGGGGGCGUAUUGCCAGCCUGUUGGCAUUUGGUGCUGUGGUGUGCGAGCACCUGAAAGAUAGUGGGAGAGAGCACUGUGUGCCGGUGGUUAGCCAGGAAAUCUCCUCUUUCCUCCUGUCUGAUCAGCGGGAUUGGCUGCUUAACAACAAAGCCUGGGAGGGGUUUGUGGAGUUUUUUCACGUGGAAGACCCUGAAUCUGUGGUGAGAAGUGCACUCAUGGCUUUUGCGGGAGUGGCUGGGAUAGGGGCAGGACUUGCAUACUUGAUCCGAUGAAUCUGUUGGACUAUAUAAGAAUGGACAGAUCGAACUUACGCUUUGAAGAUAAACCUACAGUGAUGGCUGCUCUCAAUUUCCAACUUUUGAAACCGAAUGAAUGCAGGUUGGGUUUUCUUUUUUUCCCCUCCUUUCUCUUCCCCCCCCCAUAGGUGGGGUUGGUUUGAGACAUUGCCAAACUGAUUUGUGACUGGACAUUUGGCAAUUCAUCACCUGUUUGCACAACACAUUCUGUGGCGUUUUUUGUUUUUUUCACCGUUAUCCCCCAGCAUAUGUAGCUGAAAGUCAUUUUUUAACUUUCAGAAUGACUACAUCAUAAGUACAUCCAGUAUUGAACGGUGAACACUGACUCUACCUGCCUUUCUGCUAUCAGAAUGCCAUCACUGUAUGUCAUUGAGGGUUUUAAAUAUUCAUUAUUUUUUUUAAUUUAAUGUAUACCUGAAAAUUUUAUUUUUAUAUAAAAUUUUAUUUACAAACAAUAUGUAGGCUAUUUGUUUUGGAUUUUCAUGGAUUGCCCAAGAUGUCCCUCUUUUACCCAACUUUGACCAUGUCCAUAGACAUAGUUUUGACUUUUCCCUUGUGGUAUAUGCACAACAAACAAUUGAGCUGUAAUUCCAUCCAUUGUAGAAAAUGGUCAGAUUACCAAGAGUUAGUAAAUUUCAGCUGUAAAAAGUCAGUCUGUCAGUCAGCUGUACUUAAAUUCCACUAACAAUGUAAAGCUGUUACCCAUUUACUUUUUAUUCCCCCCUUGCCCCCCUCAAAAUAUUGUAGGAAAUGGUCUGAAUUGUUACUGACCACUAAUGUUCAAAAAUGUCUCUCUGUAACACUUCCUGCUGCCAGUCAAAAAAAUGAGGAAAAAAAAGUUUGUAUGACUUGCAUUCUGUUGAAGGCUUUGGCACUAUAGGUUGGGUAAGUGUUUGUGUUGCACAACGCUGUAAAUUCCAUUCAAAACUA
Molecule: messenger RNA, 2009 nt
Organism: Anguilla rostrata (American eel)
Lineage: Eukaryota; Metazoa; Chordata; Actinopteri; Anguilliformes; Anguillidae
Gene: mcl1b
Product: MCL1 apoptosis regulator, BCL2 family member b
Exons: 3
Coding region: 198-1055 (285 amino acids)
Biological process (GO): intrinsic apoptotic signaling pathway in response to DNA damage; extrinsic apoptotic signaling pathway in absence of ligand; regulation of apoptotic process
Cellular component (GO): mitochondrial outer membrane
Molecular function (GO): protein homodimerization activity; protein heterodimerization activity
Source: RefSeq, a predicted model, not a curated record